Molecule: messenger RNA, 840 nt
Organism: Capsella rubella
Lineage: Eukaryota; Viridiplantae; Streptophyta; Magnoliopsida; Brassicales; Brassicaceae
Product: cyclin-dependent kinase inhibitor 5
Exons: 3
Coding region: 112-645 (177 amino acids)
Biological process (GO): negative regulation of cyclin-dependent protein serine/threonine kinase activity
Cellular component (GO): nucleus
Molecular function (GO): cyclin-dependent protein serine/threonine kinase inhibitor activity
Source: RefSeq, a predicted model, not a curated record
UUCUCUCAGAUUAAAAAUCACUUCUUUCUCCUUUCUUCUUCUUCUUCAUUGUUUCCCUCCUCUCUCUCUCUCUCGACCGGAAGAUUCAGUAAAAUCACCACCUUCCCGGAGAUGGGAAAAUACAUCAAGAAGUCAAAAAUCACCGGAGACAUCUCCGUUAAAGACAUCUCUCACCCAACCACUCUAGGUUUCCGUACUAGAGCCGCCGCCAAAAACCUCUUCCUCCAUCGUCUCCGUUCUCAUUCCGACCAAGCAGACUCCUUAAACUACCUCCAGCUCAGGAGCCGCCGUCUCGUGAAGCUUCCAUUACCCUUCAGUGCCAAGAAACAGCAACGGCUCAUAAGUGUCGACCAAUGUCAAACGAGAAACCCUAGGGCUAAAAAUGUCCCGGCGGAGACGAAGACGGCGGCUCUGGUGACUGAGACGGAAGAAGAUUGUAAUUUUGGAGAGAAAAGUUUCGAUUUUGAAUCAGAAAAUAGGAGUAAGAGAGAAAGAGACUCAAAAGCUUUACAAAGUGAGAUUGAAGACUUCUUUGCACACGCAGAGCAACAACAACACAGAUUCUUCAUUCAAAAGUACAACUUUGACAUUGUCUCGGAGAAUCCAUUGCCAGGGCGUUACGAAUGGGUCAAAGUGGCGCCAUGAAAUGAAAUGCGUCGUUUUGGAUGUAAAGUUGUGUGCUUUAGGAAACAUCUGUGUUGGAACAGAGGCGAUGAAGUUACACACAGACUAACUGUGGGGAGUUUUUUCUAGGGUUGGUGUAUAACUUGUUAGUCAAGAAUAAUGUAAUGUUAAUCUGUCUCAAUUUGCAACUAAAUAAAGUCUAAUUUUACUGGAUUA